Entrophospora sp. SA101 is the source of this 393-nucleotide messenger RNA. Lineage: Eukaryota; Fungi; Glomeromycota; Glomeromycetes; Entrophosporales; Entrophosporaceae. The record is from the annotation of a GenBank genome assembly.
AUGACCAAAACUAAUUUAAACAAUAUAAACAUAUUAAGAAAUGUGGCAGCUGUUAAAACAAGGUGGAAUGCAUCUUAUAAUUCAUGGGUUAGAUUGUUGAAGUUGCGAAAGUCAAUUGAAUGGUUGGCAAAUACUUUACCUUAUGAACCUGGAAAAGAUUCUAAAUCUGAUGCUCGUAGGCUUAAAUAUUUAUUAUUGAAGAAUUAUGAAUGGGAAUUGCUAGAAAAAAUUUUGUCACUUCUUAAACCUUUUGAAGAGGCAACAACUUUUUUUUCUGGUGCUCGAUAUCCCACUUUAUCAUUAAUGUAUCCAAUCAUACAAAAAUUAAAAGUAAAGUUUGCAUGUGGAGAAGAGCAGGAUGGUAAAGAAUUUGAUAUAAGUGUGUAUUGUUGA